AUGUCCCUUCUGUCUACUCCGGGAUCAAGCUGGUCUCUACCUUCGAGUCGUCACUACACCACCUUAAGCAGCUCUACGAGUUUAGCUACGCUCCGUUCGAAGCCGCCUCGAUCUUCGACAUUGGCUCCGUCGACGUACUUCAGUUCUUCAACUUCAAUAGAUUUACCAUCGCGUCGCAGCAGAAUGUUCCUGGGUCGCGAAGACGCGCUGGAACGCAGCGAGCCCGUGAAACUCACAAGCUACAGAGACCUCAGCGAAUCGAGGCUAGCCUUAUCGAGGGCAGAUUCGCUUUCGCGCGGCAUCAGACGUCUCUCAAUAACUGACUUGAGUACACUCACGUCUAGCGCGUCAGGCUUGGAUAUAAACGGCAACGUCAAGAAAGGUCACGAGAGGAGUUUAUCCGGCUGUUCGCAAAUCAGUGGCGAAGCUCUUGCUCCUUCUCCGACAGGGUCGGAUUCGGGACUGGGGUCAAGGUCGAUAACUCCUUCGUCCUCAUAUCAUUACCGCACCCUGGGGUCGUCCAAUUCGUCUGUCGACUCCAUUGAGGUAGCGGUCAAACCAUUGACAAGACAUCGGAUCCGUCGGGUGUCAACAGCUUCAGGAGAUAGUUCAUCGGGAAUUAGCGUAAGCUCGCGAAGCUCUGCGCGAAGCUUGGGAUCCGCCGCCGACCAUAACGGGAAUUCCACCGUGGCGGUGGUUGGUUUGCGCAAUCUGGGAAAUUCGUGUUUCAUGAAUUCAAUCAUCCAAUGUCUCGUCCACACUCAGCUCGCAGACUACUUCAGAGGUCGUGCAUUCCGGGCUGACGUCAACACGAGCUCACUCAUGAAGGGUGAUCUCGCGCAGGCGUUCGCGAGUUUAGUCACAUCAAUGUGGACUUCCAAAGAUGGGAGCGCCAUAUCCCCGACGGAGUUCCGAUCUCAAAUUCAAAAAUACGCACCUCGUUUCAUGGGCUAUUCUCAACAAGAUGCCCAAGAGUUCCUCCGGUACCUCCUCCAAGGUCUCCACGAAGACGUGAACAGGGUGCGGAUCCAACCGAGGGGCACUUGCUUGCCAGAAAUCGAUGGAUCACUAAGUGAUCACCAGAAAGCCGCAGAGUCAUGGCGACGGUACCUUCGAGUCGACGACUCCCGGAUCGUCGAUUUGUUCGUCGGUCAGCUGAAAUCCACGCUGAAAUGUUCGGAAUGUGGUCACAAAAGCGUAACUUUCGAUCCGUUCUGGGAUUUGUCGUUGCCAAUCUCAGACUCUCGAUGCACAGCGUCGACGCUCCAGCAAUGUUUGGAGUAUUUCACCAAAGAAGAAGUUUUAGACGGCGACGAGAAACCCACCUGUGAUCAAUGCAAAAAACGACAGAGGAUGACGAAAAAUUUGAGCAUUUGGAAAUGCCCCAAAAUUCUCGUACUACACCUGAAGCGAUUCGGGAACUCGGAACGCUAUCGAUCGAAGCUAGAAACCAAUGUUCAAUUCCCGUUAAGAAAUCUCGAUAUUUCGGCGUUCAUGUCAAACGGUGGGGACUCGCAUUUCUGUAAAUACAACCUAAUCGGAGUUUCGAACCAUUCGGGAAGCACUCAUUCCGGUCACUACACGGCGACUUGCUUAAACCCCAUCAAUAGGCAAUGGUAUAGCUGCAAUGACGCAAGGGUCAGUGAGGUCGGCGAGAGCAGAGUGGUUUCAUCCGAGGCUUACGUGCUGUUCUAUGAGCUUGAUGGGACGACGUUCAGUCGAUUGUGAGCCCACGCAUAGUCUGAGCAAUCGCUACAAAGAAGGACCUAUCUAGUCGAAUUGAAUGUUUUGUUGUACUCUAGCUUUGAAUUUUUGGUAUCGUCGUAAGACGCCGGAGCAGCUUGGAGCGAGCAAAGCGAGUCUUGGUUGACAAGCGCUUCCCCAACCCCCGAGAGAGGCAAUAACAACGCUCGCCGUUUGAGCGAACCGUGGCAACGAUGUUUCCUGGGCCCGUCCAGGGCCGAAAAUUCCGAAAAUUUUCACUCGAGAUCAUUUCCGAAUUCCUCGUUUGAGCACGAGAAGCCGGGACUCCUCCCUCUCAAUGUCCCGCCCUGGAAUGAUUCGGAUGACUCUGCUAAGCAUGGAAUCACGAAGUGAAGGAGGAGAAGCGAGUAUAGACCAAGAGCUCCCCUCUUACGGUUGAAACUCGAGCUAGAGAGUGAGUUUCCCCGAAUUACGUGGCAGAUGGUCCGAUCAACCUCGACUUCAGAGGGUAAAUCGUUUUCCCAUCAUCCCACGGAACGAUCACAAGCUCAGGGCUCUCGAGACCCUUAGCGAAACUGCUUGCAGAAUGCGCCUGAAACGAAUAAGGGAUUCCUAGGAGAGUCCGAGCCCAGCCUCCGAACAGAGAUGAUGGUACAGGCCGAGAAUGUCCCGAGAACUUCGAUACCGGGACGUCUCAUAUUACUUGAGCGAUUCAGACAGCCCACGAAUAUUCGCCGGCGAGGCAGUCGCGGCUUCACGCCGCAGUCUGAGGAGGCCGUCGGGCUCAAGUGUUCGGUAUCGGCUGGCCUGGAUUGUAUACAGGCGCCCCCGUCGGAACUCGUGUGCUUUCUAGUCGACAAUCGUGAGACGACUCGACGGAAUUUUUCCCUCUCUACCCUCAAAUAUCGAUCAGCUGGGGAUGAAGCACUACUCAGAGCGGAGAGAGAAACAUCUCGUAACUGUCGGCAAUACAAGAAAAAGCUUUCCUACAUGUACAUAGGUUGUGAAAUAGGCUCCGCGACGUGGACGUCGUAGAGCCGUAUAAGUGUACAGCGCUUGCAAAUGGAAUGGAGCUAAAAGAAGAGCGUAUUCUCAUGGAAGUCGAACGAUCGAUAUCGAAACGAGAAAAUUUCCCUUCCGUGUGAAAUAAAAUUAAUAACCCCGU
This is a messenger RNA of Galendromus occidentalis (western predatory mite), 2869 nucleotides long. RefSeq names its product Ubiquitin specific protease 2 (gene Usp2). The coding region runs from base 1 to 1728 and encodes 575 amino acids. The record is from RefSeq and is a predicted model, not a curated record. Lineage: Eukaryota; Metazoa; Arthropoda; Arachnida; Mesostigmata; Phytoseiidae. Gene Ontology annotation, molecular function: cysteine-type deubiquitinase activity. The transcript has 7 exons. Gene Ontology annotation, biological process: protein deubiquitination.